CCGGCUCACACACUCUUCAAACUCACACACAGACCUUCCUUCAGUCACGCUUGCCUCAAACCUGCUCAGCUGCUGUGGGUGGGAGUACAAUCAAAACACAGCUUCUGACUGAGCCAUGCUCCUCCAUCUGAAGGGAGCGCUUCACAUUGCGUAAAUCUUUCGUCAGGGGAAAUAGAAAGAAGCUCCCCGGACUCCCCGACCCGGACCCCAUUCCAAAUAGAGCAGCAGAUGUGACUGAGAAGGAGAGGCGGAGAGAGAAACCCAAUCUGCGCCCCCACCCCGUCCCGUCUUCAAGAACAAUACCCUGCCUUCAGCUGGAGAGGGUCAGCCUUUGUCCUCCUCCCCAGGCUGCAGCUCAACUGAAGAGCAGACAGACGCGCUGACUCGUUGACCUGCUGCAGCGAAGAGGAGAGGACGCGGCAAAGCAGCCUGCUGCACUCCACUUGCUUUGAUUCAGUACUUGGACAGUUCCAGAGCAACAACUGGAGAGAGAGUGUGUGAAGCUGUCAUCAGCAGACUGUGGAGCGUCUGGCUCUUGAGGGACUAAAGAUCACAUCUCACUUGCAGAUUAAAAAAGACAAAAAAAAUAAUAAGAAAAACCCCUGAGAUGCAGACACCAUGUUCACUCAAGCUCGACCUCAGUGGUCCUUCUCCGACCCUGGGAUCCGAGGGAAGCACAGCCACCGGCAGCUUCCUGCAGCUGGGAGAGAAGCAGCUCUUUGAGAAGUUUUGGAAAGGGACUUUUAAGGCGGUGGCCACACCGAGACCAGAGAGUGUUAUUGUGGCGAGCAUCACCGCCCGCCGCAGGGUGAUCGGCUCAGAAACAACAACAUCCUACCAGCCGCUUCAGACAGACGAUCUGAAAACUGCUGACAUGAAGGUGGACAGCGUCGACAGGAACGGCUGCAUCAAAGGAAGUGGACUUAAACACCACAGCCACCGCAGGGCCAGAAUCCCCUCCUUUGAUGGUGUCCUCUCCCCUCGGGCGAAAGGGAAGAAGAAGAAGAAGAGAAAGUCUGAGCGGAAGAGAAGGAGAAGAAGGUCCCCUUCACACAGUCUGUCACCACUGAGGAAGAAGAAAAAGAAAAAGAAGAAGAAGAAGAAGAGCUCCAAGAAAAGCAAGCGGCAUAGGUAUACCUCUAAGAAGUCAAAACACAGCUCUUCAAGUUUAAAACGUAAGAGGAAGGAUGAACGCAAGCACAAGAAAAGUUCCCGAACUCGCUCGCGUCGGAGGCGGCACUACAGGAGGUCGGAGUCGUACGCUUCCUCCUCCAGGUCCUUCACGGGGGACAGGCACCUGCAGAAGUCUGUGGUUCAUCAGGCUUUCAGAGCCAUGGGAGGGGCUGGAGAGGAAACCCGAGAGGCGCUGAACCCCACCGAAGCAAAGUGGAGACAUGCAUCUAAAUCUGUGUGUAAAACGGCUCCUAAAUAUCGCUCCAUCCUCUCAGCGGGCACCAUUUUGUCGUUGAAGCCUGGAAGCGAGCUUUUAAAUGGGAAAGGAGCUCAGGAUUUUUCGAGUCACGCCGAAGGUACACGUGACUACGACUCUGGUAACGACACAUCCUCACCUCCAUCGAGCAAAACUGGUGUUUCUCGAGCAAGUGUCGCUGAAAACCAGAGGAACUGCUGUCAACGUCUUACCUCACCUCCUGAGAAGCAACGCUUUGCUGACAGAGGCAACGGCUCUGAUUCAGGAAACUCUGUGACAAGCUACGCUUCCUCAUGCAAACCGUACAGGGAACAUGGCUUCUCUGCCACCAUUUUCAGUGGAAACAGCAAGAGUGGGCAGAUAACCUUGGGAUGUGAGGAAGAAGUUGUGAGAUGCCCGAAGGCAGCUCGAUGUGCGCAGAGGAGGAGCAGGUCAUCUCGAAAGCGGCAGAAAACUCAGUCCUCCUCCACCAGUAGGAGCAGAUCUUCAGAGACUUCCAGGUACUCUGGACGCUAUUCUCGAAGCCCUUCUCUGUCUUCUUGCAGCUCGUACUCUCGUUCCCUGAGUAACUCAUCAGAUGUGAGGCGAAGAGGCAGCUUGGUCAGCCUGAGCUCCAGAGGAAGCUACUCCAAAUACAGUGCCGAUAGACUACGAGACAGAAAGCGGAAGUCUAGUUCCAGAGAGACAAAUCUGAAGCACAUGCACAAGGUUAGUGGAAAGAGACGAAGACGCAAGUCCUACUCUCCUAUGAGGAAGAGGAGGAGAGACUCGCCAAGCCAUCUGGAGGCACGCCGCAUAACAAGUGCCAGGAAGCGACCCAUCCCUUACUUCAGACCCACUCCUUCCUCCAGCAGCCGCUCCACCAGCGUGUCGUCAUGGAGCAGCCUCUUCACACGAAGCCGCAGUCGCAGCUACUCUUCCUACAGGAGCUACAGCCGGAGCUCAUCGUGGAACUCCAUCUUUGGGUCCCACAGUCGCAGCCGGAGUCGGGGUUCUUUGAAGAAGCGAAGGAAAGCCCGGCGUUGAUGUUCUUCUGUUCAGAGACAGAAACUACAUUUGUAUUUGUGGUAAAGACAGAAGCUGUAGGGGCUGAUGCUUGGACUGAAAUAUCCCAGCAUUUCUUCAAGGCCAUCUGUCAUUGAGAUAUUUCUGCUCUAAUAAUCUACAAAUGUUUUUACUUUUUGUUCCUGCACAUCGUCUUCUUGCACCAGCAAGAGAAAUUUCAUUUCCAUUUUUAUCAAACCAAUGUCCAUGUUGAAUAUGUCCAACUGAGAUGCAAGUUUGUGCACUUCUCACAAAUUCUUGUGUCUUAAUGCUUAAAAUUAACUUAACAUGUUAUAUAUUAAUGUGGGGAAAAAACAAUUGGUUUAAAACCAGGCCCAUAAAGCACUGAAAUCAUUUAUCCCAUUUAGUUUAUGCACUGAAGUUUAGCAGGGCAGCAAACAUGAACUAUUCUGUCAGGUCUUUGUGACACUGACUUUACACCAACAGAUGAAGUACAGGGGUAACAUUUAAGCUGUUUGAUCCCGGCCUUCACAGAUGGCUUCACAGGGAUCGUUAUCAGGAAUCAGGAAAAGGCUUCUGGCUCUGAUCUCAGCACUUCACAAGAUGUAGAACAAACAUGUUUCCUCGGCGUAGGUGGCCUGACUGCGAGCAAACGGCCUGUCAGCUUAAAUGUCACUUUAAUUUCCCCCCUGAUCAAGUGGAAAACAAUUUCAAAUGUCUGUCUAAAAUACAUCAGCAAUCAUAUUUUCAUGGAAUUGCAGGACGUUUUUUCCUCAACAACUAUUUCUUCCUCUUGAUCCUGUUCAGUUUUUGUCAUGUUACAACCUGAGAUAUGAAUGUAUUUCAUUGGGAUUAGCAGUUGGGAUAGGUCAAAACAAAGUAGCACAUAAUAGUGAAGUUUAGGGAUGCAUAAUAUUGACAUCAGUAUCAGCUGAGGUUAGUCGUUUUUUAACAUGUCGAUUUGUAAAGCUGAUUUCAACAGCUGAAAAUCUUUAGCCUUUUGCAGAUUUUUUUUAGAAGAUUCUCCUGGAUUUACUGAUCACCUAUCUUGUGGAUAAGCAUCUUUCUUCCUCACAGGGACAGUGUGUUCCAGAGGAUUAGCAGUGUUAGUUUUCUGUCACAGAUAGUAUUUUGCACAUAGGACCAAAAGGUCAGUUUUGGUCUCAUCAGUUCUUUUACAUGUUUUCUGUAUCAUAAAGGCCAGAUUAGAGAAUUACUAAUAUUUCUCCGGUCAAAAGGUCUCAGAUCUGAGCAGUGGAUCCCUGCAGCUCGUCCCGAUUUGCCUCUUCCCUGCUUCUGAUCAGGUGAUGAUCAGAAUCUUGUUAGAUUUACGGUUUUCACACACUCUUUUAGAUAAAUGUGUUCCUUCCUUUGCCUUCAUGAUGCCGUUGGUUUCAAUGUUUUCACAGAGCAGCUGCAGUUUGACUAAGAUUCAUUUAAACACACCUGCACUGUUUACAAACUAUGAAAAUACUGAAAUACUGAAUCACCUGGUUGUAACAGAUUGUUUUAGAGUUAUCAGAGGAUUUGUCAAAACCUUUUAAAAGCAUGACUUCACUAUUGCGUGCCUCUUUAUGUUAAGAUCUCAAAAUACUGAAGUUUGUUUGUUAAAUGACAAAAACUUUCAAGCUAAAAAAGUGUAACUGCUUUUGCCUUUCCCUGUUCCAUGCUUAAAUUACUUUCACUCAUACUCACACUUAAACUUUAUUUUAAUUAGGGAAAUGAUGAUUUAACUGAUGUCCAAUACAGAUGCUUUAUUUCCUUAAAUAUUUAUACAACCCUGGAACAAAACCUGUAAGCCAUUUUUUAUUAUGCAUUAGCAAACAUAGUUAUUACUUGUUUAAACGUAUCAGUGCUUUUUUGUAGUUGUCAGAUGUUCGUAUUGCUGUUAUCUCUUAUUUAUUUUUUUUAAAACUGUAAUACAUUUCUUUUGUAAAAUGUAUUUUUUUAUAUAUGCAAAAGUUCAAUUAGAUGUCCAGCAAACUCAGUGAAACAAACUGUUUAAUUAGUUUCCACUCAGAAUGGAAAAUAUUUGCAGUUUUGGGUUGAUUUCAGUUUUUCAAAAUACAUUUUGACUCCUGAAUGGUUAAAAUCCCACAUUCAGUGAAGCCUCACUAAUUCUAAAAUGUUUAUAUGUUGAUAUUUAAAUUUUAAUCUUAUAUUUUCCCCAUCUGUGUUAUGAGUUUGCCAGUUCAGCUGGGAAGAGAAUGCAGAAAAAGAAGCCGACAAUGAUUACAUUUGAAGAGUUUUGUGAAUCUAUUUGAGAAUUAUUGUGUACGCAAAGGAUAAUUAUUAUCCAGUAUUUUGGUUUUUUUCCUGUUCCCUGAUGCUCCUGACUCCAACACAAGGCUCAGCAACCAUUUCAGUCGAAGCCGUUUGUGUCCCAGCUUUGUGUCUUCUACAAUAUUUGUGACGAACCAACAACACAUCCAGGGUUUCUCAGCCCAUGAACACAGAAUGUAGGCAGUGGCUCCAAGAACUUUUAUGAAUUUGUUUUUUGCCUGAUGAGCCAUUUCUGUGUAUUUGGCCCCAUAUUUUUUAUUAUGAUCUUAGUGAUGACCCAUGUUUAGUUCUCCGGUAGAAUUUACGAUAUAUUUACUUCAAAUAUCCUGGUUUGGAAAAGUCAAGCCUAAAGCAUCACACAUGAGAUGACAAGGUGCUUUUUCACAUAGUCAUCAUUUGUUUCAUCCCAGACUUAACCUGACAGACUGUUAUCAGUGAUUAGUCAAAUGUCCUGAGACAGUGAAUUAUCUCAUUUUCUUGACAGACACUUCAUUAUCUCAAGAUAUUUUUGCCGUACUUUCAUAGACCAGCUGGUCAUUAGACCAUAUAUUUCGACCAGCUCAAAGAAAACAGGCUGUUUUCUCGAAAAUGUCACACUGUUCCUUCAAAGUUAAUUUCAUGGCAGCUCCAACUCCAAAACAGCUUUUGCUUAUAAUUAAGGGUCAUGCUUCUUAAUGGUUUCAGCUCCUUCAUCCUGUCUGUGUUGCUGCUCCAGGCCUGAAAGACUGCUGCUCUCUAUGCACUCGACUCUCUCAGCUUAUUUCCCUAAAUGUCAGCUAAAUUGGACAAAUGAGGGAAAUGUGCUGCUGGAAGAGAAAAGAAGUUGGUGCCAAAAAUAUAAUCCAUAUACCACAAGCUGAUGGUGGCAGAUGUGAACCUGUAUGCUUGGGGGAAGAUUUGCACAGUUGUGUUGAUAAACUUAGACAGCCAGCGAUGUUUGCACAAGAGCUCUUUCCCAGUUCUUGUGCAAACAAGAAUUUGAAUAUGUAAUUAGCUUGUUGUAAAUAGGCACCAGGACUGUGUAAAUAAUACAAAAUGUUUUUUUUUUUUUAUUUACAGCACACAAUUGGAAGCAUACUGUAAACAUUCAAAAUACAAUGUAUCAACAAAUGGCAAUUUAAAUGUACUUGAAUAUGAUUUGGGGUAUUAAAAAAAACAAAAACAAGCUCUUAUUGCAAUAGUGAUUCAUUGUGAAAUGAUGCAUUUUUAUUAUCAUUUUCAAUAUUUACAAACAUAAUGCAAAAUCAUAUAUUUUUUGUACUGCAUGUGUGUCAAUGUAAAGGCCAUAUUGUAAUAAAGUGUCAAAUGGAACCUCAACAUAAUA
Messenger RNA from Poeciliopsis prolifica (blackstripe livebearer), 6041 nucleotides. RefSeq names its product serine/arginine repetitive matrix 4 (gene srrm4). The transcript has 13 exons. Gene Ontology annotation, biological process: regulation of RNA splicing; neuron maturation; mRNA processing. Lineage: Eukaryota; Metazoa; Chordata; Actinopteri; Cyprinodontiformes; Poeciliidae. Gene Ontology annotation, cellular component: nucleus. The record is from RefSeq and is a predicted model, not a curated record. Bases 608 to 2455 code for a protein of 615 amino acids. Gene Ontology annotation, molecular function: mRNA binding.